GUUGACGUCGCUGAAGCAGCAGCCAAGUCGCGGAAGGUCAAAGAGCGGUUGGAAGGCUUUGCCGUGGCGCCACAGUUGUCAGCUGCAAAUGGUCUCAAAGAUCCGGACGCCGAGGAAGAGCUACCAACUGCCGGUGGCCUUCUGCGAGAGUGGGCAUCCGUGUACGAUAAUGCCGAGGAUGCUCGGCGGGAUGCAGUCGGGGGUCCUGUGCUACUGCAGCAGAGGAAUCCAAGUUGGAACAAGGCCACAAAGCAGCGUGAGGCGCCCACCUCACCACCAAGCGCUCGGGGUAUCGGCGAGCAGCUGGCGCAGCUCUCGCUUCGCGAUCUUUCAGAGAUCAAAGCCUUGAAGAAGCCUCCCCCGCCGAUUCGGAUGCUGAUGGAGGUGUGCUGCCUGCUGUUCCACAUACAGCCUGUCAAGCACUUGGACGAGCAAUGCGUUCAUCAUCGAUUGCGAACCGACUACUGGGAGCCGGCUCGGCGAUACUUGCUGUCAGACCCAUUCCUGCUUUCAAAGCUGAGAUCCCAUGGCAAGGACGUCGGGCCAUCCCAGCGGGCCAAGAUCAAGAAGUACUUCAAGGAUCCAGAGUUCAGUGCAGAGCGGAUGCUGAAGUGUUCACGAGCUGCCUUUGAGCUCUACAGCUGUGUCUCGCGGCUCAUGGAGGUUGAUGAGCCAUCAAUCUCAUCUCUCGCACGUCAAAGUGACGCGCGAAGCGUUGCAUGUACCACUACCACUGCCAGUAGCAAUGAGACCAUUGCCUCCGCGAAGUGA
Symbiodinium pilosum is the source of this 771-nucleotide messenger RNA. The record is from the annotation of a GenBank genome assembly. Lineage: Eukaryota; Dinophyceae; Suessiales; Symbiodiniaceae.